GUCCACCUCCAACUGAACUUUCUUUUCUUCCCUCUCCAUGUUCCAGGCCUCAAUUAGCCGACUCUCGUGGUUUUCUGUCCUUUUCUUCAUUCUCCCCUUCUCACUUUAAUCUUCUUCCACGAGGACAUCCCGCUCAACGUCCUUUGGCCUUGAGCACCGCUACCCGCGUACAUCUUCUCUUCGUACAAGAGCACACCCAGAGCAGUACACACAUCAGCAACCAUGCCAUCCUCAGCACCUGUCCUACGGCCCAAGAAGGCUCAACCCAUCAAUGCCCAUAAGGAGGAAGAGCCGAUUAGCUACGACAUCAACAUCCCUUACGUUGAUGUCACUAAAGAGUCCAAUUCCCGCACCAGAUACCCCGAGUACCUUCCCACAUGGGACAAGGUGUGGUUCGAUCCUCUUCCCCCCUUUGAAUAUCAAGACCCUGCGCUGCGCGUCACGGAUAAGUCCAAGCGCAAUCUCUUGUCUCCCGGCACUAAGGUGACGGAGAUCCAGCCGCGCAUCGGUAGCAUCGUGGAGGGCGUUCAGCUCAACCAGCUAUCUGAUGCUGCCAAGGAUGAGCUUGCUCUACUCGUCGCUGAGCGCAAGGUGGUUGCUUUCCCGAACCAGGAUCUGAUCGAUGACGGCCCUGCGGCGCAAGAAGCUUUCAUGCGCCACUUUGGCAAGCCCAACUACCAGCCCGUCUCUGGUUCGAUGCGGGGACAUCCCGGCUUCCAUAUCAUCCAUCGCGACGGUAACCGCGAGGAAAUCACGCGUUUCUUGGAGCAGCGCACCACCACGACGCUCUGGCACCAGGAUGUCAGCUAUGAGAUCCAGCCGCCGGGUUAUGUGAUGCUCGGCUUGCUGGAGGGGCCUGAAGUGGGUGGCGAUACUGUUUUCUCCGCGACCGACAUGGCAUACAAGCGUCUCUCCCCAACUCUCACCUCCUGGCUGGACACUCUGCGCGCCGUUCACUCGUCGGCAAAGAUGAUCAACCAUGCGCGUCUGACUGGCAGCCUGGUGCGCAAAGAGGCCGUCGACACCGUCCACCCGCUGGUGCGCGUCCACCCGGUCACGGGCGAGAAAUGCCUGUUCGUCAACGGCGAGUUCAUCACCAAGAUCCCCGGUCUGAAGGAGCCCGAGCAGCGUUGGUUGCUGGAUUUCCUCAUGCAACACAUCAUCACUGGGCACGACUUUCAGGCCCGAGUGAGGUGGCAGCCUAGAACAAUUGUGAUUUUCGACAAUCGCUGCACAACCCAUUCUGCCAUUGUCGAUUAUCUAGACGACGAUAACGGCGCCAAACUCCGUCAUAUCUUCCGUCUGUGCGCAUUGGGCGAAAAGCCCAUCCCCGUAUACGACCAAUUCGAGUAAAUCCCGACGGCCUCCGUCAGCCUUCCAGGGAGCUCCUAUCCUUGUCCACAACGCACGUUAGCUUUCACCAAGAUCAAGGUUACUGGGCGCCACCAGGAUGCCUUACCAGCAAUUAUUUCCAUGCAAGAGCCCCGGAAGAUGU
Molecule: messenger RNA, 1495 nt
Organism: Aspergillus sclerotioniger CBS 115572
Lineage: Eukaryota; Fungi; Ascomycota; Eurotiomycetes; Eurotiales; Aspergillaceae
Product: TauD/TfdA dioxygenase family protein
Exons: 3
Coding region: 223-1353 (376 amino acids)
Cellular component (GO): cytoplasm
Molecular function (GO): 2-oxoglutarate-dependent dioxygenase activity
Source: RefSeq, a predicted model, not a curated record